ACUUCUACCGGCGCCGGGAAGCGAAGCAGCAGGCCAUCUCAUUGUGAGAGCCCGAUAGAGUAGGCGCCGAGUGACUGGUUAAUACUUCAUUCACGCCAACUCGUCCCGAAUAUCAAUCCAUCUUAACUGGUCAUGCUUGGAUAGGCCAUUACGAUCCGCUAGAAUUUCUCGGCCUUGUUCCAUUUUGUUACAAUUACUUUUCUUUUUAUCUUCUCAUUUCUCACAAUCCUACCAUGGAGGUAGCCUCACCAAUCGAGGAUGCGGGGGCCAUGGUUGAUGCCCAUCUUCUAAAGGGAUGCUGCUUGGAGGCGGAGAGAUCAGACAGUGUCUGGCUGCGGCUCGAAGGCCUGUUUCUUGCUCUGCCAGAGGCCAAUCGUCGGCAGCUGCGAUCGCUUAUUGACGAGAUCAGGACCACUAGCUUGAUUUUGCGAGAGCUGGCUGACCUGUCCCAAGUUCACCAAGACCGCGUGCCACUGGUGCUGGAUCCUCUGAAUACCGUUUUGCCGUGCCUGUCACGAUCUCUAAGAGACAUUGUAACGCAUUAUGAGAACCGGAAAUUGACCAAAGUAAACCGCUGGCGGACAAUGUUUCACGAAAUGACCAAUGAAGCCGGCGGUCUACAGCUUCCUCAGCGAUUCGUCGUGUAUAAUCACUAUCUUACCGCUAUCCGCAACUUAUUAUCCAGAUCACCUGAUUUUGAUCUCAACAUGAUGGAAGCCUUCCGUCUGCAAAUUCUGAAUUUGCGAGAGGCAAGAGGAAUUCCUCCGCCUCCAAUACAGGCUGGUCCUUUAGUCCGUUACGGGACUAUACCUCCCGUGGAAAAAGAUAAUUCCGUACAUUGGGCCGAGCAAAUCUUUUCUCUACCUCUACCUUCUCGGUCACCUCUGAAGGGCGGGCUCCCAUCCGAAUCAUUUGGACCACAUCGACCGUGGGGUCACUUGACUAUUCCUGCCAACUCAAAAGUUUUGUUUCGACGGCCCGUCGACGAUGACAAAAUCUCCCUCAUCGCCUACUCUGAUGGGCGUGAUGGCUCCCCUUACCUCCUGCUUCGGACCUUUUACAUGGGCGGGCCGUGGUUCUCACUGCGCGGCGUUCAUGAGCUGUGCAUCCAUCGGGAGAAUGAUUCCAUACAAUUCAAAAGAUGGAGCCAUUCCGAAAACUGCUCCAAGCUCUGGGCAACGUUGCGCUUCCAGACCUGGGAAGAGCUGAUCCUCAUGUACUGUACGUUCUUGGCUCUCAAGUCUCGCAACGCUUUGACAGUGCAGCUGGCGACCAAAGAAUACGCUCUCAAGGGCGAACACAAACUCUUUCAAGCAACCAUUCUAGAUGACGGUUUUAAGCAUUCACUCAUUGUUUACGAAGACCGAUACACGGGGGGUCGGCGCAUCCACGUCGCCGUGUGGGAGGGAGAGCUGCGCCAAUGUCCCGUCUGGACAGCCUUUGUAACCCAUCAAUCCACGUCUCCCACCUGGCUCAAACGAGUCAGCCGCAAGAGAAUCCGCUUGGCCGACAUUCAGUUGUACGUUUUCAGCCAGCAGUACAGGCAACAAACACAGCGAAAGGGCACUGGGGGGUCAUUUGAACUUCAGUUUUAUAGCGAAGAAGCUGCUCAAAGCUUUAAAGAUUUGUUUUAUGUCCCAAUCAAAUCCAACACCUCCCGACCCAUCACACCCCGGCCGAUUACACCGAGAAUUGCGUCUCGGCCGACCACUCCAAGGGCUUAAAAUCGAGGGGACUCAAUCUCAUCUAUUAUUUUCUCCUUUGUUGAUUUGGCUUUUAUCUUUUUUUUUUAUCUUUUUUUUUUUUCAAAGUUUUAGCGACUCAAAAAAGGUGCAAUCCCAGGCAACCCUUCACCACAACGCUUCAUUUUCUUUUCUUCUACUAUUUUACACCUAUACCCGCUAAACAUUUAGCGACGAGUUAACGAUGACAUGACUGAUAAUCCGGCGAAUGGCCAACAAUUUCUAUUCUUAUUCUCAUUUGUCUUGAAGUAUGGUGUUGAGAAAAUAAUUCAUUCCCUCACCAAA
Trichoderma asperellum CBS 433.97 is the source of this 2027-nucleotide messenger RNA. RefSeq lists its product as uncharacterized. NCBI's taxonomy places the organism in Eukaryota, Fungi, Ascomycota, Sordariomycetes, Hypocreales, Hypocreaceae. The record is from RefSeq and is a predicted model, not a curated record.